AGACGGGCCGCGGCGGGCAGAAGUGAGUGCUCCGCUGUCGGGUUAGGAUGCCGCCCUCGGCCAUGGGCUGCACGAGUCCGCUCCUCAAGCAGCAGCAGGACUCCGGCCCCGCGCCCGCCCAGGAGGCGCCGGCCGACAAGAAGAACCCCGACCCGGCGCGCCGCAUCAAGUGCGUGCUCGUGGGCGACGGCGCCGUGGGCAAGACCUCGCUCGUCGUCAGCUACUCCACCAACGGCUUCCCCAGCGAGUACGUGCCCACCGCGUUCGACAACUACAACGUUCUGGUGCGAGUGGAUGGGCGGCCGUACAGCGUGCAACUGUGCGACACUGCCGGACAGGACGCGCUGGACCCGCUACGUGCGCUGUGCUACCCGGACGCGGACGUCUUCCUGGUGGUGUUCAGCGUGGUGGCGCCGGCGACGCUGCGCUCCGUGGAGCGGCGCUGGGCGCCCGAGGUGCGGCGUCACUGCCCCGACGCGCCGCUGCUGCUGGUCGGCGCCCAGGCGGACCGGCGUCGCGACGCCCGCCUGCUGGCCACACUCGCCGCCGCGGGCCAGGCGCCCGUCUCCGCCGCCCGCGCCGCCCAGGCGGCGCGGACAAUCGGUGCGGCCUCGUACGUGGAGACUUCGGCGCUGACGCAGCGGGACCUGAAGGAGGCGUUCGACCAGGCAAUCGUGUGUGCGCUGCGACGGCGAGGGCUGCUGAGGCCGGCCACGCCCCCGAAGCCCCGCCAGCGGCCGCUCUGGAGGCGGCUCUGCUGCUGCACCAGGGGCGGAGGCGGCGCCGGGGGCGGCAGCGGCAGUGGCGAGAGCGCGGGAGCUGGAGGCGGAGGCGACGCCGGGGGCGGGGGCGGCGAAUAGCGGCCGGCGCAUACCGUCAGCCUGUCUGCCGGGCAAAGACUCGAUCCGAUUGUGAGAACUGUCGCCGCAGAUGACACACCCGCGGCUAC
Messenger RNA from Schistocerca gregaria, 949 nucleotides. Its product is annotated as cell division control protein 42 homolog. NCBI's taxonomy places the organism in Eukaryota, Metazoa, Arthropoda, Insecta, Orthoptera, Acrididae. Gene Ontology annotation, biological process: small GTPase-mediated signal transduction. Gene Ontology annotation, molecular function: GTP binding; GTPase activity. Bases 48 to 860 code for a protein of 270 amino acids. The transcript is spliced from 4 exons. The record is from RefSeq and is a predicted model, not a curated record.